CUGAAUCAAGAGGAUAUGGAGUUCAACAAACAUUUUGGGAAGUUUAGGUCACUAUGGGCCGAAUUCGAGAUGCUCCGACCAAACACCAUGGACCCGGCUGUGCUCAAUGAGCGAAGGGAACAAGACAAGGUCUUCGCCUUGCUUCUUACCCUCAAUCCUACCUUCAAUGAUCUCAUAAAACAUAUCCUUCGGUCAGAUAAGCUCCCAAGCCUUGAUGAUGUGUGUGCACAGAUCCAAAAAGAACAAGGCUCACUCGGUCUCUUUAGUGGUAAGGGGGAGCUUGUCACGGCAAACAAAGGGAUAUUCAAACCGGAGGAGCGGAGGUCAAAGGGUGGAUGUGAGCAUUGUAAGAGGAAGAACCACACUAAGGAGAAGUGUUGGUUCCUACACCCUCACUUACGCCCAAGUCAACAUCACAAGGAACCGCGAGCUAACCUCACUCACACCAAAGACGAGCAAGGUCAGACCGGCGGUUCUUCAAGGAAUGGUGACAAGGCGGCUUCAGGGGACUAUGUGAGGAAAUCAGACUUAGAAGCCUUCUUCAAGUCAUUGGCUCUCAAGGAGCCUUCCAGAUAUUGAGACAGGAAAACUGAUUGGUGGAGGUGGAACCAAAGAUGAUCUUUAUAUUCUUGAAGAGAGUUCACCAAAGUCACCAAAAUCUUUUUCUCUUAGUUCUUGUCUUGGAAUUUCUUUUAAUGCAAUAUGGCAUGCUAGGCUAGGUCAUCCUCAUUCUAGAGCUCUUAAUUUGAUGAUGCCUAAUGUUUCUUUUGAUCACUCUAGUUGUGAAGCUUGUAUUCUUGGCAAACAUUGUAAGACCGUUUUUACUAAGUCCACUACCGUUUAUG
Molecule: messenger RNA, 845 nt
Organism: Camelina sativa (false flax)
Lineage: Eukaryota; Viridiplantae; Streptophyta; Magnoliopsida; Brassicales; Brassicaceae
Source: RefSeq, a predicted model, not a curated record